AGGUAUUCUUAAUCCUCCAAUGUGGCUAACACUUCUAAGGUGGCUAACAUGUAGCAUUACAAAGAACUAAGGAAGUCUGCCAGAAAGACUAAUUUCUGACUCUAUAUGUGAUCAUUUUAACACCAAAUUUCCUUCUUGUAGUUCGGUACGACCUAUAGAGUGGAAACUACGUUACAUACUGUAGUUCGAGCAGCUUUAUUUUGUUGCUGUGCACAAAGAAUUGAGACACAAAAAAACCCCAAAAUACUGAUUUGUCCUGUAAAAUGUAAAGGAAGAUCUUACACUUGAACAGAAAACUGAUCAAAUCCACCAUAUCUAGAUUAAAAAAAACAAAAAACAUCUUCUCAAAAGGUUUUUUUCUUCUUUAACAUGACAAAUUAAAAUGAAAACAAGUAAAUACCUGUGCUACAAAACUUUACAUGACAACUUAUGUUCAUUUUCAGUGCUGUCAGGUCACAUCCAGCAUUCAAUCUACUGGUAAAACAAAGAAGAGCCGGACAGGACUGCAGUCCUCCCACAUAUAUGCAGCUUCCCCCCCCUUAGAGUGUAAUGCUACACCGGAGGCCGCCUUGUGGCUCCUCAGAGAAUCUUUUUUUUUUUUUCCCUUUGUCUCCGUCUUCACACUCAGUGGGAUGAGAGGGUGAAAAAGAAGGGAGGGAGAAAGUGAGAGGAGGAGGAGAAGGAGAGCCACUCUUCCUCAGCGCGCCAGUCCAAGCUCCAAAGGCAGCCAGGCCGAUAUUCUUGGCGUGGAUGCAGCAGCGCUCAUGACAGGAUUAGGAGCCUGGGACACAGGACCAACUGGAGAUCUGCAGGUUCUACUGGAAGAACCCCAGACAGAUUCUCACCCGUUCCGGGUUUGACCAGCCUCCUGUGUCCCUUCACUUCAACCCUCCGGAAGCCUCUUUCUCCACCCCCUCAUCAUGCGCGUCAUCACCUCCCUCCUGCUGCUGAUGCUCAUCUGCUCGGCUGAACCCCGGAAAGGCCCGCGGUCAAAGGAUGGGGAGAGGGGCCCAGCAGGCAAACUGAAGGGGAAAGUGCGGGGCAGAAGCAGAGCUGGGGUCAUGAGGCGUCAAACUCAGGAGUGUACGGAAUACACGGAGGCGGGGGAGAAGUACCUGGACUGCCAGGGCAGGCAGCUGUCCUCUGUGAUGCCGAAUUGGCCCAGAGAUAUUCAACACCUCCUACUCGCUAGAAACAAGUUUAAGGUUUUGAGGGACAACAUGUUUGCCAACUUCCCUCAGCUAAGGACCUUGGAUCUCCAGCAAAACGCCAUCUUCAUGGUGGAGGAUAACGCCUUCAGUGGCCUCUCUAAACUCAAGACCCUGCUCCUCCAGCACAACAACCUGAAAUCUGUCUCCGAGGAGGUCCUGCUCCCCAUGCCACAGCUCAACUACCUCCGUAUCUACGACAACCCCUGGAGCUGCCAAUGUCCUCUGGACAGUCUGGUCAGGACCCUGCAGGUGCCUAGCAACCGCAACCUGGGAAACUACGCAAAGUGUGCAGAGCCGGCUUCGCUGAAGGGCAAGAAGUUGAAAAUGCUUAAGGUGGAUCUGCUGUGUGCAGAGGACGCUCAAGUGGAGGGCGGAGAAGAUCCACUAGAGAAGCUCCCAUCAAUAAAAAAGAAGCCGGAGGCCAUGUCCUUGUGCAGAGCGCAGUACUUUCCGCAGCCUCGGAUGGACUGCAGCAACAAAAAUCUGAGCCACAUCCCCUCUGAGAUGCCGCCGGAAAUGCAUAAGAUCGAUCUGUCCAAGAAUGGCAUCAAACAUCUCAGGCCCAAACAGUUCCUGCUGUCCAAAGACCUCAAGGUGCUCAAUCUCAGCAGCAACAACCUGCAGCAAAUAGACCCAGCUGCUUUCUCAGGCCUGCUGUACCUCCACGACCUCGACCUGUCCAACAACAGCCUCAGGUACUUCCAGUACGGCGUGCUGGAGGACCUCUACUUCCUGCGGACGCUCCUGCUCGACAACAACCCGUGGACCUGCGACUACAACAUCCACUACCUGGUCUACUGGCUCAAGCUCCAUCCCGGCGUCUCCUACAGGGGCCUCCUUUGCUCCCAUCCACCAGAGUUCAGGGGCUGGCGGGUGGAAGACUACGUCAAGACCUACAACGGGGAAUGUCCCAUCGAUAAACAGACAGACGGCAUCGACAAUGAAGCGGCAGAGUACGGAGGGUCCGAAAACGAGGUUCAGGGGGUGAUGGGGGAAAUGGCCGAGGGGCAAGGCGAAUUUCUACCACAGCCUAUAAAGAAGAAAGAGCCCAGCCCAUUUGAAAUCAUCCGGUUGAGUUAGAGUGGUCAGGUGUUGAAGUUCACAUGCUGAAAAUGCUCUUGAAAAGGUUCAUUCUGGCAUUUUAUGUUCGUGAAAUGUCACGUUUGAUCAUAUUUAUACGAUAAAAACAUGGAUCUUUCCCGUCUUGAAUAUGAGGUAGGAAUAACUUUAGUUGAAAGUAAUAGUUUUUUUCUAAAAAUGGCUACGCUGUUAUAGAAUGUUGCAUAAAGCACAAGAGGAUACGUUAUUUUUCCUUUUUUUUUCAAGACUAUUCCCAGUCCUGUCUGUUUACAUAUUUAACUACUUUUAUUUCAAUUUUUUUCCUCUGAGUACGUGGAGAUACGUAGAAGAUGACGUACUCUAUUUUUUUUAAAAUGUGCCGUAUUUUCCGCACUAAAGGACGCACCAUCUGUUUGAACUUAUGUCAUACAUGAGUCACACCAAACUAUAAGCGGGACAAAAUAGUCAAAGAUAAGUCAGAAGUUAUUACCUGCUUUCAUAGUAACUCUGGAACAUGAUGCUACACGUUAGCCACGUUAGCAUGGUUACAGUAUCAAUAACUUUUUUUCUAACACUAAAAAACAGGUGGAUACACAUAAAACAAACGUUACUGUGAAUACGCUAGUAAACAGCCCUGUUAGUAACACGUAAAACAAACACAAUCUGACACUGCUUAAGUUAGCCGCAUUAGCGUAGUCAUAAUAACACCCAACGUUUGUGACAUGUAAAAUAACCAGACUGACACCGCUAAAACAAAAGUUAUUGUGUCUACUAUAACUCCCAAUCUUGUUAGUGACACAUAAAUAAGAACAGUACGACACAACUACCUGUUAGCCACGUAUAAACAAUUCCUGUAACUCUUGUUGGUAACAUGUCAACAGUACAUUAGCAUAUUGACAAUAACACCCAACUUAGUUUGUAACACGAAAAUAAAUAAUUAAAUAAAUAGGUAAAUAAAACUCCUAACUUUGUGUGCAACGCAUAAAAAUCCGACUGAUACUGUCAAAAAAAACAUUAGGCUACUGUUACAGCGCCAACCUUGUUAUUAAAAACGCUGACAAUAUACGUUAGCCAUAUUAGCCUUUUAGCAUUAACACGUUUGUAACACAUAAAAAACAGACUGAUAUCCCUAAAACUGUUAUUACUGUGACUAUGCAAAUUCACAACCUUGUUAGCAACAAGUAAAAGAAGUUUGAUCCAACACUGCUACACAAUAGCUACACAAUAGCCAAUAAUCAUUAGCAUAGUCACAAUACCUCUAACUCCUAACCUUGUUAGCAACACGUUGCUGUGACGAUGUUAAAUCCUAACCUUGUUAAAAACACAUGAAAAAACUCAGUUGCGUUAGCCACAUCAGCUCAAUAAAAAUAACUCACAACUUUGUUUGUAACAUGUCAGAAACAAACCGCUACUUGUAAGGCAAACAUUGCUGUGACUACGCUAACUCCCUACCUUGUUAGUGACCUGAAAAAUCUCAGUCCGACACCACUAUAGUUAGCUACAUUAGCUUAUUAACAAUAACACCCCAUUUAAAAAAACGGACAGGUACCGCUAAAACAAACGUUACUGCAACUGUGCUAACUGGCAACCUUAUUAGUAACGUGAAAACAAAAUUCAGUCACUGCUACACGUUAGCUACAUUAGCGUGUUCACAAUAACACAAAAGUUUUGACAGAGCGCCGUUUACCUCUCAAAAUCACGUCAACAUUAGUCAACGUAAGCAAAAUGAAUCCUUAUAGAAGGUGCUCCAGGUUUUAGGGUGUCAUUUUUUGAGGGAAAAAAA
Messenger RNA from Oryzias melastigma (Indian medaka), 4053 nucleotides. It is a transcript of the gene lrrc17, whose product is annotated as leucine rich repeat containing 17. NCBI's taxonomy places the organism in Eukaryota, Metazoa, Chordata, Actinopteri, Beloniformes, Adrianichthyidae. The record is from RefSeq and is a predicted model, not a curated record. Gene Ontology annotation, cellular component: plasma membrane. The transcript is spliced from 5 exons. Bases 921 to 2291 code for a protein of 456 amino acids. Gene Ontology annotation, molecular function: protein binding.